Messenger RNA from Aspergillus pseudonomiae, 1242 nucleotides. RefSeq lists its product as uncharacterized. The transcript has a single exon. Bases 1 to 1242 code for a protein of 413 amino acids. Lineage: Eukaryota; Fungi; Ascomycota; Eurotiomycetes; Eurotiales; Aspergillaceae. The record is from RefSeq and is a predicted model, not a curated record.
AUGGCCAAGAUCCCAGCUGUCUUACGCUCAUAUGCUCCGAGCACCGGGAGCUCCUCCUCGAAGGUAUCAGUUUCUAUUCACAUUGCCGGCGCCGAGGAUAGUCGCCCAAUGUUGUUCACUACGCUAGAUAAGAUCGAAGGAGUGGUGACAAUCACAGUGGCGGAGAAGACCGCCUGCGAGGACAUAAAGAUCACAUUGGAAGGGAUAUCGAGGGUAGUGACCUGGGGAGGUAUUAAUGGACCUCCACUUAUCGGUGGUCGUCACACGUUCAUGAAGCUCCAUAAUCUGAUUGAGAAGGGUCCAUAUCAACCAACAUCGAUUCUGGAGCCGGGUUGGUGCUACAAGUUUCCGUUUACGUUCAUUGUGCCGGAAAGUCUGCCGCUCACGGGAUGCGAUCACAAAGCGGAUGAUGGAGGUCUCAAUAAUGCUCACACCAGACUACCACCUUCAAUGUGCAAGGAGACCGACACAGAGUGCUUUUCUAUCAAAUACAUCGUCCGUGUGGUUAUCCCGGGACCAUUCUGCGGAAAGGAAACCCUGAAAAAGAGCUUAGCCAACGUUGUUCACCCCGUCAAGAUACUUCCCUCUGGUAUAUUGGGCAGCUCCAGCGGCAUUUCCAUCAAUGGGCUCACAUCUCGACGAGUACUCAGAAUUAGACGUGGCUGGAGAGGGAAAUGUUCUGGCCACUUGACUAUCUUAGCUUCACCGACUGAGCCCAUACGACUUCCCUUCCGUCGAAUUGAUGCCGUCGACCAGGUCAACACCUCGAUAAAACUAGACCUUAGAUUCACUACAGUUGGGACCCAACCUCCCCCUCACCUGCGAAAGAUGUAUCCCAAGCUGAAUUCGGUAACAUCCUUCCACGCAGGGCUGCAGGAGCAGUAUCCGUCUUUCACAGAGGAAAAAAGCACCGAUUUAGCCCGAGGAAACCACGUUCAAUCUCUGACGCUUCCAACAAUCGAUAUUGCGUCAACGCAAUGGGCCAAGAUACAAUCACCAAGUACUAGUAUUUCAUCUUCCCAGCCGAUUUAUCAGUCUAUCUCCACCAAUGAGGAAGCGUCGUAUACCGCAUCGAUCGUUGUUCCAAUUUCCAUUCCAAAGGAUGAAGACCUUGUCCCAAGUUUUCACUCCUGUUUCAUCUCUCGCAUCUAUAUCUUGGAGCUUCUUAUAUCUUAUUGCACAGAAAAGGCUGCUGGAGGGCGCGCUGCAAAAAUUGAAGUUCCUGUUGAGAUCAGUUUGUGA